AUGGCCGAGGUCUACGCCCCACCGGCGCCGUUGAAAACGCCCUUGCGGAUCUUUGCCAUGGACGGCUUAGCUGCUGGCCAUGGUAUGCAUCGGCACAAAGAGGCAUGGCUGGUCUCGCUCAUCGGGCGAAAGGUCUGGUGGGCGGCUCCCCCGUCUGCCGAGCCCGCAGAGAGCAACUCGGAGGGGCGCCCCGUUUUCCCGUACAAGGCCAUGGACAGGGAGGAGGGCGGCUGGCCUUGCGCCUGGCUCUUGGACGAGGCCCGCGCGCCGCCUGGCACCCGCCGCUGCGUGCAGCAGUCGGGCGAAAUGGUGGUUCUACCAUCCGGCUGGUGGCACAUGACAUGCUCGCUCGAUGAGCUGAAUCUGGCGGUCGGCGGGCAGGAGGCUUGA
Molecule: messenger RNA, 390 nt
Organism: Symbiodinium natans
Lineage: Eukaryota; Dinophyceae; Suessiales; Symbiodiniaceae
Source: the annotation of a GenBank genome assembly